Molecule: messenger RNA, 976 nt
Organism: Lolium rigidum
Lineage: Eukaryota; Viridiplantae; Streptophyta; Magnoliopsida; Poales; Poaceae
Product: NADH-quinone oxidoreductase subunit B 1-like
Exons: 2
Coding region: 75-683 (202 amino acids)
Biological process (GO): electron transport coupled proton transport; aerobic respiration; mitochondrial respiratory chain complex I assembly
Molecular function (GO): 4 iron, 4 sulfur cluster binding; NADH dehydrogenase (ubiquinone) activity; quinone binding
Source: RefSeq, a predicted model, not a curated record
AACAAAGCCAACGCCCAAAUCGCCUACACGCUCCCACCUCCCCCUCCACGACCCAACCAAACCCUACCUCGGCCAUGGCGCUGCUCCCGCGCACGGCGCGCCUGGCCCUGCUCUCCGCGCCGAGGUCCUACUCCGCCGCCGCGUCCGCCGCGGGCGCCCCGCCGACCGCGCCGGCGCCGUACGCGGGCGUGCCCCCGCCGGCGGCGGGCUCCAAGGCGGCCGAGUUCGUCGUCUCCAAGGUCGACGACCUCAUGAACUGGGCGCGCCGCGGAUCGAUCUGGCCCAUGACCUUCGGCCUCGCCUGCUGCGCCGUCGAGAUGAUGCACGCCGGAGCCGCGCGCUACGACUUCGACCGAUUCGGGGUCAUCUUCCGCCCGUCCCCGCGGCAGUCCGACUGCAUGAUCGUCGCCGGCACGCUCACCAACAAGAUGGCGCCAGCACUACGCAAGGUUUAUGACCAGAUGCCUGAGCCUCGAUGGGUUAUCUCUAUGGGCAGCUGCGCCAAUGGUGGUGGCUACUACCACUACUCCUACUCUGUUGUGCGUGGAUGCGACCGUAUUGUUCCUGUGGACAUCUACGUGCCUGGAUGCCCCCCAACUGCCGAGGCGCUACUGUAUGGUGUUCUCCAGCUCCAAAAGAAGAUCAACAGGCGCAAGGAUUUCCUUCACUGGUGGACCAAGUGAAGUGUUGUUUGUUACUGCUCUUGCUUGCUAUAUUUGUUUUCGAUUCGACCUGCUCAUCAUGUUAAAUAAGAAGGGCGUUGUGCUCGGAUGUGCAAAACUUACUGUUGUUGCCUGGGAGGAUUUAUAUGCCUGCCCAGGCUGUGCUUAUGAGCGUUGGACUCUUGUACCUGAUGUCUGUUCCAGAGACGUGCGCUGUAACUUGGUUUUGCUCUACAUAUUGUAAUACGCCUUCGUAACUUGGUUGUGUAAGAUUUUUUUUUCCCAAGUGCAAUGGAGCACUUUACUUAUUAUCA